Molecule: messenger RNA, 1832 nt
Organism: Trichoderma citrinoviride
Lineage: Eukaryota; Fungi; Ascomycota; Sordariomycetes; Hypocreales; Hypocreaceae
Product: carnitine acetyl transferase
Exons: 3
Coding region: 1-1830 (609 amino acids)
Biological process (GO): carnitine metabolic process
Cellular component (GO): peroxisome; mitochondrion
Molecular function (GO): carnitine O-acetyltransferase activity
Source: RefSeq, a predicted model, not a curated record
AUGGCGCCACCCAAACGCAACAGCAGCUCGCUCCCUCCCGGCUAUGUUGAGGACAAGUCGAAGGGCCCGAUGCUCAGAUUCCAAGACUCGCUCCCCCGCCUUCCAGUUCCGACACUCGAGGAGACCGCCAAGCGAUAUCUCAAGAGCCUGCACCCUAUCAUCUCUGACAGCGAGCUUGAGCAUAGUAAAGCGGCCGUGUCCGAGUUCAUCAAGCCGGGCGGAGUCGGCAGCAAGCUUCAAGAAAAGCUCAUCGAGAGGAGCAAGGAUCCCAAGAUCAAGAACUGGAUGUAUGAUUGGUGGAAUGACGCUGCAUACCUGAGUUAUCGCGAUCCGGUAGUGCCAUACGUCAGCUACUUCUACUCGCACAGGGACGAUCCCAAACGACGCAACCCUGCUAAGCGAGCCGCGGCCAUCACCAGCAGCGUCCUUGAGUUCAAGAAGCUCGUUGACAGCGGCAACCUCGAGCCGGAAUACAUGAAAGGGCUGCCCAUCUGCAUGGACAGCUACAAGUGGAUGUUCAAUGCGAGCCGCGUUGCAGCCCGCCCCGCGGAUUAUCCCGUCAAGUUCUCCCCGGCCGAGAACAAGCACUUUGUUGCCAUUCGCAAGAACCAGUUCUUCAAGGUCCCUCACGAGAUUGCUGGCAAGCAGCUGAACACGUCGGAGCUCGAACAGCAGUUCAACCGCAUCUAUCAGGUUGCGGAGCGAGUGUCUCCUGUGGGAGCCCUGACCUCGGAGAACCGCGACAUUUGGGCGGAUGCGCGUGAGCUGCUGGUCUCAGCUAGCCCCAAGAACAAGGAGGCUCUGGAGACUAUUGAGUCUGCCUCGUUCGUCGUCUGCCUCGACGAUGCGUCUCCCGUCACUCUGGAGGAGCGUGCUCACCAGUACUGGCAUGGCGAUGGCGCCAAUCGCUGGUACGACAAGCCUCUCCAAUUUAUCAUCAACGACAACGGCACGUCGGGCUUUAUGGGCGAGCACUCCAUGAUGGACGGCACGCCCACACAUCGUCUGAACGACUACAUCAAUGAUCUCAUCUUUGGAAACAAGAUUGAUUUCUCAGAUCCCAGCAUCCGAUCCAGCCUGCCUGACCCCCAGCCUAUCAAGUUUGACAUCACGCCCAAGAUUCAGAGCGAGAUUGAUCGCGCCGUUGCCGACUUCAACAGCGUCAUUGGGAAGCAUCAGCUUGCUGUCCAAGCGUACCAGGCCUACGGCAAGGGUCUCAUCAAGAAGUUCAAGUGCUCGCCAGAUGCAUAUGUGCAGAUGAUUAUCCAGCUUGCCUACGCCAAGAUGUACGGCAAGAACCGCCCGACGUAUGAAUCGGCUGCCACCCGGCGCUUCCAGCAGGGUCGCACCGAGACGUGCCGCAGCGUUUCUGACGAAUCAGUGGCCUGGUGCAAGUCCAUGGCAGACCCGUCGAUUGACGACAAGACAAAGAUUGACCUCUUCCGGAAGGCCAUUGCGGCUCACCUCGAGUACAUCUCGGCCGCGUCCGACGGAAAGGGCGUUGAUAGACACCUCUUUGGCCUCAAGAAGCUCCUCGAGCCCGGCCAGGAGCUUCCGGCCAUCUACAAGGAUCCCGCAUACACCUACUCCUCGUCAUGGUAUCUGUCAACGUCGCAGCUCAGCUCAGAGUUCUUCAACGGCUACGGCUGGAGUCAGGUCAUUGACGAUGGGUUUGGCAUUGCCUACAUGAUCAAUGAGAACAGCAUCAACUUCAACGUCGUGUCCAAGGGACUUGGAAGUGACCGGAUGAGCUACUACCUCAACGAGGCAGCGAACGAGAUGCGCGAUCUGCUGACUCCUACACUGGAGCCGCCCAAGGCCAAGCUGUAAUC